Molecule: messenger RNA, 1122 nt
Organism: Maudiozyma barnettii
Lineage: Eukaryota; Fungi; Ascomycota; Saccharomycetes; Saccharomycetales; Saccharomycetaceae
Gene: GCS1
Product: GTPase-activating protein GCS1
Exons: 1
Coding region: 1-1122 (373 amino acids)
Biological process (GO): regulation of ARF protein signal transduction; regulation of endocytosis
Cellular component (GO): Golgi membrane
Molecular function (GO): GTPase activator activity
Source: RefSeq, a predicted model, not a curated record
AUGUCAGAUUGGCAAGUUAACCCAGACCAUCGUAGACGUCUUCUACAACUUCAAAAGAUUGGUUCUAACAAAAGAUGUGUCGAUUGUAAUGCUCCAAAUCCACAAUGGGCUUCCCCUAAGUUUGGUAUCUUCAUUUGUUUGGAGUGUGCCGGUAUCCACAGAGGUUUAGGGGUCCAUAUUUCUUUUGUUAGAUCUAUUACUAUGGAUCAAUUUAAACCAGAUGAACUAGCUAGAAUGGAGAAAGGUGGUAAUCAACCAUUUAUUGAUUAUAUGACCACUCGUGGUAUUAGUAUGGACCUACCUCACAAAGUGAAGUACGAUAACCCUAUUGCUGAAGAUUAUAAAGAUAAAUUGUCUUGUGAAGUUGAUGAUAAGGAAUUUGUUGAGCCAGAGCAUCCAGAUUUUGAUCCUUCUAAGCUGUCUGCUAAUAAUAAUGGAACAUCUAUCACUGAAGAUGCAACAUCUAAUCAUGAUCAAAGCCGAUCUGAGACUCCUUUAGAGAACCGUCGUUCUAUAUCUCCAAACGCCAUGCAAAACCAAAAGGAAAAGAACGAACAAUAUUUUUCUGAGUUAGGUAAAAAAAACCAGUAUAAACCUGAACAUCUACCUCCAUCACAAGGUGGUAAAUAUCAAGGAUUCGGUAGUACACCAGUGAACUCAACUAAUAAUAACACUCAAUCAGCCGGUCCAAGCAACAAUACAGUGAACUUAGAAAAUUUACAGAAUGACCCUGUUGGAACUUUAUCUAAAGGUUGGGGUUUAUUCUCUGCUGCAGUUUCCAAAUCUAUAUCUGACGUUAAUGACUCGGUAAUUAAACCAGGUAUGGAACAAUGGCAAAGUGGUGAACUGUCAGAUGAGACAAAGAGAGCUGCCACUCAGUUUGGCCAAAAGUUCCAGGAAACAAGUAAUCAAGGUUUUGAAGCUUUUUCUUCCUUUACGAAAAAUCUACAAGAUCAAUACUAUUCAAAUGUUAAUUACUAUAUGGGUGAAGAAAAUGGCCCAAAUGGGGGCCCUGGUGGAGCAAACAAUAGCGGUACUGGCUAUAGUAAAUUGAACUCAAAUGACAAUGCACCAACUCAACAGAAGAAGGCCGAUAACAAUGAUGAAUGGGAUGAAUUUUAA